AUGACAUCGUAUUCGGUGCUCGGCUUUCUGCUCGUUGUGGCUGCUGUCUUCCUCCUUCACGCUGGUGCAGCCGAAGCCGGCGGCGGAGUGAAAGGUGGCAGUAAGGGUGACGUCAAAGGUGGCAUCAAAGGUGGCCAGGACGACUACGAUGACGGAUGCGAACCCGACAGCGGUUUCACCGAUGACGGGGACGUUUCUGACGAGUCCUCAGAUGAUGAGAACCCCGGAACUCACGACUAUGACCGGGAAACUCCAGUGACUCCUCCCACCAACGACAAUUGGUCCGGGCCCGACGAUAACCCCGCCACUCAUGGCGAUGGCCAGAAAACUGCGAUGACUCCGCCCACCGGCGACGGAUGGAGUGACGAGUCAUCAGGGCCGGAUGACGACGAGGAUGAAAUAUUCGGAGGCGCCGGAAAUGGCCCCAAUGGCGGCGGGAAGGGCCCCAAUGGCGGCGGGAAGGGCCCCAAUGGCGGCGGGAAGGGCCCCAAAGGCAGCGGGAAGGGCCCCAAGGAUGGCGGCAAAAAACCCAACCAUGGCGACGAUAUCAAACGUUUUCCAGGCGGCGGCGGUGGCUCGAGCCACGGAGGAGGCGGAGGAGUGGCUGGAGCAGGCGAGCCCGUACUGAUGGGGGACGACAACAACAAAAAGGCUGAGCAGAAGGACAAGGACGACGACUGGGAACGCACUAGGAGACGGAACAACCAGCGAGCUCCAGUGGUGUGCUUCAUCAAGGGUGACGGCUUCGAGAGAAGAGGCGUUCUCAAGUACUCCCUCACGAACCUGCCGUUGCACAAGUGCACUCACUUCAUCUACUCCUACGUGGAGACGGACAACAACAGCGGAGAGAUACUCUACCGCAAGAAGGGCAACCUGGGAGAGAAAACUAUCUUGCGAGAACUUGGACGGCUAAGGCACGACACGAGCGCGAAGGAAGUCAGGACCCUCGUCAGCUACGGCGCCGGUGCACACGUGCAAAGCCUUCUGAACCGCAUCCGCGACGACAAAAAGGCCCAAAAACUGAUUGACGACAUCAAGUCUAUGUUGGAACAAUUCGGCCUGGACGGCAUCAACUUUCACCUGGAAGGACCCGGUCCCCUUCUAUGUAAACAGGAUGACAUCAUGACGAUAAUCAAGUUCAUCCAGAGACUUCGGCGUUCAGUCAACAAUAUGGUCAUCAUCACGGCUCAGCUUCCCGCGUGCCGCGACUCCAAGUGCAACCUAUUCAUGAGUGAAUCGAUGUCGAGGUACCUGGACUACGUGUUUCUUAUCACGUUUGACUAUAGGCUGGAUGACCUCACUAGGACUAAGCUCACCAGCGGACUUUACAGAUAUAAAGAUAGUCAUGGUUAUACAAAAUUUGAAACGGAGACGUGCGUCGGUAGUUGGAUCGACGCUGGAGUGCCCAAGUACAAGAUUAUACCGGGAAUCGCCACGUACGGCCGCAGCUUCACGCUCGACAACCCUGCUUUCAACGGCGACAACGCGAAGCUGAAGAAAGACAAUCCUCUUGGAAACCCUGCAGAAUUCUCAAACACAAAAGGCUACAUGAACUACGUGGAGACCUGCAACCGUGCCGGUUACAUGAAAUGGACUAGAAUGUGGGUGAAAUACGCAGCAACACCCUACAUCUACAAAGGGGACCAGUGGGUCAGCUAUGACGACAGAGGCAGCGCCGACGUAAAGGUCAAAUGGUUUCGGGACCGCUCGCUGGGCGGUGUCUUUAUCUGGUCUUUGGGAGAGGACGACUACGGCGGAAGCUGCCGUCAGGGCGAGCAGUACCCAAUGGUGGAUGCGGCAUGGACGGUCAUGAAGGACUAUUGGCCUAUACACUCCUAUCGCUCCAAAAAGCAGAGCUGA
Molecule: messenger RNA, 1860 nt
Organism: Rhipicephalus sanguineus (brown dog tick)
Lineage: Eukaryota; Metazoa; Arthropoda; Arachnida; Ixodida; Ixodidae
Product: endochitinase-like
Exons: 9
Coding region: 1-1860 (619 amino acids)
Biological process (GO): chitin catabolic process; carbohydrate metabolic process
Cellular component (GO): extracellular region
Molecular function (GO): chitinase activity; chitin binding
Source: RefSeq, a predicted model, not a curated record